This is a messenger RNA of Ostrea edulis (European flat oyster), 1204 nucleotides long. RefSeq names its product DNA replication complex GINS protein PSF1-like. The transcript is spliced from 7 exons. Lineage: Eukaryota; Metazoa; Mollusca; Bivalvia; Ostreida; Ostreidae. Bases 108 to 695 code for a protein of 195 amino acids. Gene Ontology annotation, cellular component: GINS complex. The record is from RefSeq and is a predicted model, not a curated record. Gene Ontology annotation, biological process: DNA replication; DNA strand elongation involved in mitotic DNA replication.
AUGGCAAGUUGUGAAAUCAUCGACCAUUGGAUAGAUUGAACCUAUCAUUUACGCGGAAACAGUUGUAACGAUGAAGAUGGCGGGAAAAAUGUAAACAAAUAAAGGAAAUGCUGGCAGAAAAGGCACUAGAACUCCUUCGAGAAUUACAAAGGACUUUAGAUGGAUCUCUACCGCCAUAUAAUGAGGAUGCCAUCAGGCUGAUUCUUGAGGAAAUGAAGGCACUUUUUGAACAGAAUCAGAAAGAUGUGAGUGCUACUGUUGCUGGAGAAAAUGGUUUGUUUUCUGGUGUACAGUUGAGACAUUCUGCUUUAGAGCGCAACAAAAGGUGCCUUCUUGCUUACUUAUACAACAGAUUAGAGCACAUGAAAAAGAUGAGAUGGGAGUUUGGUAGUGUACUGCCUCCUGAGGUCAAAUUCAACAUGUGUGAGCCGGAGAUCCAAUGGUUUAGCAAGUACAAUAAGAUGCUUGCUAAUUACAUGAGGUCUAUAGGUGGAGAGGGUGGCUUAGAUCUCACACAGGACCUCAAACCUCCAAAGACUCUCUACAUAGAGGUACGAUGUUUAAUGGACCAUGGUGAAUUUGAAACACAAGAUGGAAACAUUCUUUUGUUGAAGAAAAACAGUCAGCAUUUCAUGUUGAGAUCGGAGUGCGAGCAUUUAAUUCGACAAGGAAUAUUGGAGCACAUUGUGCACUAGAUAAACUGAGCGACCACAGCCUGUAGACAUUUAAUCUCGCAGGGAAUACUGGAGCACAUUGUUCACUACAGAAACUGUCAGCGGGACCACAGCCUCUAAACGUGGAAAAUUAUAUUCGACAACAUCAGUUGAAAGAGUGACAAAAUCUUGAUGCACAGCAAAUUCAAAGUUGAAAUAUUUUAAUAUGUUCAAGUCCAGCAUUUCUGAACAGCACAGCAUGUGCCUUGACAAGAUAAUGAACUAGUUUAUUAAAUGUGAUAUAAAGUUUGAAAUUAUAUACGAGUACCAUGUGGUUCUGUCAAAGACUACUUACUUAAUUUGUAGUGUCUGAAUAAGAAAUGGAUGCCUGCUGGACCCCGUGUAUGUCAAUAUUAUGCACUAUCAACAAUCUGUGAUAUUAUACAUGUAUAUGCUGGGUACUGGAACAGAAUAUUUUUAAAACAGAUGUAAUUUAUUUGUUUUUAAUGUAUCUACAUAUAAAUUAAAUUAACAUUAAUAACCCUGUCACA